AUGGUCGAAAGUGGUCUCAAAACAGGAAGGAUCGUGAGCCAGACAGCAAUCAAAGCUACCACACAGGCCAUUCAAGGUGGUUCAACAAGUUUUGGAAAUCGUAAAAGGAAAGAGGAAGUUAUUUCACUGGCAUCAGGGUCAAGGGGAGCUCAGAGAAAGUCUAAUUGCCCUUACACAUCAGUUCAGAGACAACUUAGCUAUCCUCAGCAUUACUACCCUUAUGCCCCUCAAUAUCCAGUAUCUCCAUCUCCAUACACGGUCUUAAAUGCUCAGUCAUAUGUGCAUCCUCCCAAGCGCCCACAUUUUCGGGCCCCAUCUCAAGGAAACUUUCGCCCACAACGGCCACCGUAUCAGGUCUCUUACAACUCUCCUCUUAUGCAGAAUUAUGCUCAAGAUCAAGCACAGAGAAAGAAAUUCACUCCAUUAGGAGAGUCGUACUCCAGCUUGUUUCAAAAGUUAAGAAAGAUAGGAGCGAUUGAGUGUAUCCCACCAUAUCGUCUGAAUCCAAAUGCUCCAAGUUUCCAAGCCAAUGAAAGAUGUGAAUACCAUUCAGGAGUCCCAGGAAACAACACUGAUAAUUGUUGGACCUUGAAGGGAGCAAUAGAGAAGCUGAUCGAGCAUGGAGUUGUUGUUGUGACAGAUGAUCAAAACACUCCAAAUGUGAACUAUAACCCACUUCCAGCUGAAAACAACUUAGUGGGUAUGGUUUGUGAUGACCAAAAGUACAAACUCCUCAGCAAAAUGGGAAAGUUGUUUAGGAAGAUCGGAGAAAAAGACAAGUCAAUGAAGAGUUUAGAACCAGUUGCAUCUCUGAGUGUGGAAGGUGUCAAUCUUGACACCAAAGUCUUGUGCGUCCCGGGGGUUCCAAAGGGGAUUGAAGUUCGAGCAGCUAUGCCAAAUGGCUUGACCAAGUUGAAAGAGCCUAUUUUUGUUAAGCCCGUUCAACAUCUUCCAGUAAUUGAUUCAAAGGCUGUCCCUUGGAACUAUAACAAAACCGCAGUAGUUUAUGGAAAGGAGAUUGUCGAAGAAGUUGAUGAAGCGGGGGGUUUGACACGCUCUGGAAGAUGUUAUUCUCCAGAAGAAUUAAGAAAAGGAAAGAUGACUGAAAAUAUCCAAGUACCACUAAAGAAAGCAGUUACUGAAGAAGAAAAUAUAGAAUUUCUAAAAAAGCAUAACGUUUUGAAUGAAGCACAUGUGCCAAAAGAGACCACAGUAAAUCAGUUGGAGAAUAUGACCAAGCGCGUCUUCGAGUCAAACGCCAUCACUUUCACUAAUGAUGAGUUUCCCAAGAAGGGAGCUGAACACAACAAAGCUUUGCAUCUCACAGUGACAUGUGAAGGUUACUAUGUAAUGAGGGUCAUGAUAGAUGGAGGGUCAGGGGUAGACAUAUGUCCUCUUUCAACGCUGCAAAGCUUGAAAGUUAACAGUGACAGAAUUCGCCCCAGUAAUAUAUUUAUGCGAGCUUAUGACGGCUCAAGGAGGGAUACCAUUGGUGAAAUCAAGUUAAACAUGACAAUUGGGCCAGUAGUCUUUAUGAUUGUGUUCCAAGAAAUCAGUGUUCAUGGGGAAGAUGAUUCACCUAUUUAUAGAGAUCCAUCCGUCCCAUACAUUGAGGCAAAGGAAGGAUGUGAUUCUGUUGUUUACCAGUCUUUUGAGGUUGUAGGUGAUAAAUCAACAUGA
Messenger RNA from Solanum pennellii, 1680 nucleotides. RefSeq lists its product as uncharacterized. The transcript has 4 exons. The record is from RefSeq and is a predicted model, not a curated record. Bases 1 to 1680 code for a protein of 559 amino acids. Lineage: Eukaryota; Viridiplantae; Streptophyta; Magnoliopsida; Solanales; Solanaceae.